Messenger RNA from Nothobranchius furzeri (turquoise killifish), 2880 nucleotides. It is a transcript of the gene wnt3, whose product is annotated as wingless-type MMTV integration site family, member 3. NCBI's taxonomy places the organism in Eukaryota, Metazoa, Chordata, Actinopteri, Cyprinodontiformes, Nothobranchiidae. The record is from RefSeq and is a predicted model, not a curated record. Gene Ontology annotation, cellular component: extracellular region. Gene Ontology annotation, molecular function: cytokine activity; frizzled binding. Gene Ontology annotation, biological process: canonical Wnt signaling pathway; neuron differentiation; cell fate commitment.
GGGAGAGAGAAAAAGAUAUCUACCUUAGGGAAGAACCUCAGAGAGAGGGAGGGAAGGAGAGGACGGGUAGGAGCGUGUGCACGAGUGUAAGAGACUCUUAUUCUCUUAACUACUAGGAGACAGACACACUUUCCUGGCCCGACUCAAAGAAAGGGGGAGAAAACAAGAGGAAGGCUUUUAUUUUUUCAAAUAUCAUUUUAAUUUUCCCCUCAUUCAACAAUCAAGCUGCUCUAAACCCCCUCUUCCUGGAAACUCUUCUUCAUACUGGAAGCUCUAUGUAUUGAUCCCUCUCACACACUGCACGGUUUACCUCAUGGAUUUGUAUCUGAUUGGAUAUUGGAUGUGUGUGUGGUUGUCCAGCUCGCGGGUGCUUGGAGGCUAUCCCAUCUGGUGGUCCCUGGCCCUGGGGCAGCAGUACUCCUCUCUGGGAUCCCAACCCAUUCUCUGUGGUUCCAUCCCCGGAUUGGUACCCAAACAACUGAGAUUCUGUCGAAACUACAUUGAGAUUAUGCCCAGUGUCGCUGAAGGCGUCAAACUGGGGAUCCAGGAAUGUCAGCACCAGUUUAGAGGGCGCAGAUGGAACUGCACCACCAUCAAGGACAACCUGGCUAUCUUUGGACCAGUACUAGAUAAAGCAACAAGAGAGUCGGCAUUCGUCCACGCCAUCGCGUCAGCAGGUGUAGCGUUUGCAGUGACCCGCUCAUGCGCCGAGGGGACGUCCACCAUGUGUGGCUGCGACUCACACCACAAGGGACCCCCCGGUGAGGGGUGGAAGUGGGGAGGCUGCAGUGAGGAUGCCGAGUUCGGGGUGCUGGUGUCCAGGGAGUUCGCAGACGCCAGAGAAAACCGACCGGACGCACGCUCAGCAAUGAACCGUCACAACAACGAGGCAGGACGCACGACCAUCCUGGACCACAUGCAUCUGCGCUGUAAGUGUCAUGGCCUCUCAGGAAGCUGCGAGGUAAAGACGUGUUGGUGGGCACAGCCAGACUUCCGCAUGCUGGGCGACUAUCUAAAGGAUAAGUACGACAGCGCCUCGGAAAUGGUGGUGGAGAAGCACCGCGAGUCUCGAGGCUGGGUGGAGACCCUACGAGUCAAGUACGCCUUCUUCAAGCACCCCACUGAGCGUGACCUGGUUUAUUACGAAGGCUCGCCUAAUUUCUGUGAGCCCAACUCGGAGACUGGCUCCUUCGGGACGCGUGACCGUGUCUGCAAUGUGUCGUCGCAUGGCAUCGAGGGCUGUGACUUGCUGUGCUGUGGCCGUGGCCACAACACUCGGACUGAAAAGCGCAAAGAGAAGUGCCACUGCAUCUUCCACUGGUGCUGCUACGUCAGCUGCCAGGAGUGCGUGCGUGUGUAUGACGUACACACGUGCAAAUAAAAUCAAACUGACUGCUGGACCUUUAAACCUGUUCCCCUCCAACUCCUGCACGACUUCCCUGCUUCCCCAAACACACACACACACAGUGUCCCACUAUGUAAUCCAGUCAAUCUCAGGCUCUACUUCCACAUCAGACAGAACCUUCCCCACCUUAAACCUGCACUAAACUCGGUCCGAACCACUUUUCUCCUCGCCCCUGUGUCUUUAUUUAUUUCCCCCGUCCAUGCCAGCUACAUGUUUGUGCCAUGUCUAAUAACACUUCUUUCCUGUGGGAUUAAUGCAGUAAAACUCUUUGCUUUCAAGUCAAAAGCAUCUUCUAACACCUCAUUCCUCCAGCCACUCAAGCUGUUUUUGUUCCUUUUUUAUUGAAUCCAAACCAACUUCUGUACGUGAAGUGAAGCCAAACACACCAGCAGCUUCAGAGAAACCAUCACGUUGUAACUACUGAACUGAAAAUCCAGCAGGAUGUCCUGUUUUUGUAAACUACUGAGCUGAUCGACUCCUCAGUGUGGCUCUUUGUCUUUACUUUUCUGACUGACUCGACUGCACAAGUCAACUGGAAGGUAUACGCUUCGGUGUGAAAUUUUUAUAGCCUCGCAUUUCUGAAUUAUUACCACUGGGAUGGGACAGGAGGUAUGCAGGAGGCUCAUUCCUCUGACUAACAACCCCACACACGUAUGUGUAUGCACUAUUCAGUUAAUUUCUGAAGGUUAAAAAUAAUCCCUGCAUAUUUCCUUCAAUCGUCCUGUGAAACAGCUCGUGAUCUCUGCAGAUUUAUGCAUCGUUCUUGAGUCAAGCUUUAGCAUGUCUAAUAAUAGUGCUGAUCUUCUGAGAAAACACACCUAAGUCUAAAAAUAAAUCUUUUUUUUUUUAAGAAAAAGAAGGGGGACAUGUGAUGACAUGUGGAGACCACGAAGCAGCAAAGCCUCCGAUUGGAUGUCUCAUCUCUCCUUCAUUCCUUCAUGUUUUCCCCCUCAGCUGAAGUAUUCGAGAAGCCUGAUUUAUGAACUUGUGUUCUCGUCUCUACACCCUAAAACACGCCCGCCUUACUGUUUUGGAGCAGCUUGGUUGGGGAAUUUCAGCAGAGGCAUGGAUGUCUGAUUGUUUAAGUGGUUUACAAAUCACUGAGGGGGAAAAAAGCUGGAAUUUGCAGAAGGAAAAGACUUCCAGUUCUGGUUGCUUCUGAGAUGUGGGUUCAUAGGACCAACUCUCACCUGCUUCCUUCUCGUUGUGUCGGACAACAGACCCACUGUUUACCCCGUAGCGCGCAGGCGGCUCUCUCCUUGUGACAUGACUUAGCAUUUCUGUCAUCUACCACAUCUUUCAGCAUCCAAACCCCCAUUUUCCCUGCUAUAUCCAAAGUUUUGUACAAAUGUUUUAAAUUGAAUAAUUCCCUUUUUAUUUUAUAAUCGCAAAUGUUAUGUUUUUAUAAAUAUUAUUUAUUAUACAAUGUAUAUAUCUGUAUGACUGAACUAAGAUUAUAUAUUUGAAGAACAAAA